Danio aesculapii is the source of this 2497-nucleotide messenger RNA. RefSeq names its product tumor protein p53 inducible protein 11b (gene tp53i11b). Lineage: Eukaryota; Metazoa; Chordata; Actinopteri; Cypriniformes; Danionidae. The record is from RefSeq and is a predicted model, not a curated record. The coding region runs from base 280 to 849 and encodes 189 amino acids. The transcript is spliced from 8 exons.
GACUUGGUUGUUUGCAAACCCAAAGAGCACUGCAAUGUAAAUUUAUCAAGAGAAUAAUAGGACGGCAUACUGAAAAUUGCGCAGGGGACGCGCAGAAAACCUCAGAAGCUUCUUUCAACUAAACUGCUUCCUGAACUCCUCGAGGCUCAGAAGUGCUGGAGCCUUUUCAUCCGUUUCAUCCUCUUCCACAUCGAUUGUGACACCAAUCUCCCCUUUCCCUCAGCUGAGGGAGCACCUGCCAUACUUCUGCUGUCCAGCACACUAAAGCAGACUGUUGGAAUGGCUACUAAACCUCAUCCACCGCUGAUGAAGAAACACAGUCAGACCGAUCUGGUGAGCCGACUCAAGACACGCAAAAUCCUGGGUGUCGGAGGAGAGGAUGAUGAUGGAGAGGUGCACAGGUCAAAGAUCAGUCAGAUGCUGGGCAAUGAGAUCAAGUUUGCGGUUCGAGAGCCUGUGGGACUGAGGUUAUGGAUUCUCUUCUCCGCUGUGGUUUUCACAGUCAUGGCCCUUAUGGCCCUAGCCUUCCCUAACCAGCUGUAUGAGGUUGUAUUUGAUCAAGAGCAAACAGUCACCAGUGUCUCCAUACGUCUUUAUGGAGGAGCCAUUCUCAGUCUGUCUCUGAUCAUGUGGAAUGGGCUGUACACUGCAGAGAAGGUCAUCAUCCAGUGGACAUUGCUCAGCGAGGCCUGCUACUUUGCGAUCCAGUUUUUAGUGACCUCCGUCACUCUGGUGGAGCUGGGCUCUCUUCCAAACGCUGCCAUCCUCCUUCUCCUCAGCCGCAUAUUGUUCCUCACCGUCACGCUCUCCUACUACUACCAUCUGGGACGCCGGCCCAAAAAGAUCUAAGAGGCAGCUUUCCACACAGCUGGUACUUGGGGAGUUGAGUUGAGGCCACUGGGCUGGAGUUUCCAAUAGAGGCUUCGAACAGUGAAAACACGGUUAGAAAACAUAAACCUGUUCACCUGGCGGACGACACCGACCCCAACGCCUUCAUUUUUAUUUCAGCUUACACAGAAUACGGGACCUUGCCUUCAGAGCAACUCCAUCUCUACUCUUUGUUUCCUAUUUUUUUUUACACUCACGAUGUGGUUAAAUUAUUUAGAUCUUUCUUUCAGACAGUGUAGCUCUUCUCUUUUUCAUGUAAAGUGUUGAACGCCGUAGCCAAGCUUGGCGUAGUUGUCUGUAGCUAACAAAACUCUAUCAUUUUCAUGUAAUACCAAUGAUUUAGUCAUGUGACGUGCGUGAGUUUGGCUAGAAAACAAUAGGAUUGUGUUUUUGGUGUUGGUCAUUCUGUAUUUGACCAGUUAAUUACCAGUGAAUCCAAAUGCUUUUUCAUCUGUUGAACACAAAAGAAGAUAUUUCGAAAAAUGUUGGGAGUCAUUGGCAUCUAUAGCAAGGAAAAAAAUACUAUGGAGGUCAAUUGCUAAUUUUCAACAUCUUCAAUGUGUGUUUUCAUUUGUGUUUAAUUGAAGAAAAAACUCAGGUUUGGAUCAAGUGGACAGUGAGCAAACGAUGACAAGAUUUAGAUUUCUGGGUGACUGUCUCUUUAAAAACUUGUCACUGGUUAUUGUGUGUUCAUUACCAUUUUAUCACUGAAUCAGGAACAGCAAGUUCUCAUAUGGAAAUUAUUAUGAAAAGCUGAUGAAAGCAUGACAGACAUAACAGGCUACUUUGUUAGCAUCUAUCUUGAAAGUCCUGCUAAUUAUCAUGUCUGCAGAUACUUAUUGUUUUCUGUUUCCAGUCUGUUUUCAGAAUAUAAAUAAACAAGAAACACUUUUCAUUUGCUUUUCGUAAUGCCACAGAACAUGGUUGUGUAGCACAAUGGCAUGUUUCGUCCAUUUUAACAAGCAAUGUAGCAGUAUUUUCCCUCAAAAUGUCCAUAAUAUUGCCUUAAUAUACUAAACUGCACAAGCGUUCUACAUGUCAGCACACUGCCAGGUGUUUGUAUUCUUCAAAGGAUAUGUAUAUAUUUAAUUUAUCCUGUUGAUUUGCAGAUUUCUAGUUGCUUAUUUAUUGGCCUACCCCAAAGUUCAUAUUUUUGUGGAAUCACUUGCAUGCUUGUUUAAUCAGAAUAUAACCUUAUAUGCCCUUGAUGACAUUUCUUGUGACAGUACUGCUGAGACUAACUGCGAAAUGAGCUGUGUGUCUGUAUUUACACGAUUGCUGCCUUGUCUGUAUUUCCUAUUAUUUUUGAUUGUCUAUUGAUAACAACAGUGAAAAUUCCCACUAAAGGAAAGACAGAAUCAGAAGCAUUUUAUAGCUUUAAUUGUACUGGAUAACUUAGAAGGAGUCCUGGAUGGAAGCAAUACAUUUCGCAAGAAGCUACAAGGGAAAAUACCUGUUGUUAAAUGUUGCCUACAUGGUGACUAUGCGUGAUGGAUGUUAUUAUAUGUGAUCAAGCUUCGGUGGAGAAAAGUGUGUUGUUUGUGUACAGUAUGUGGAAAAAAAAGUAGCAGUUUCUCUUUAGUAGGGUUUAAUUAGGCUUUUAAUUGUA